AUGCCGGCAAAAAUGUCACAGUUUGUAGCCCAAGAUCAGAUACGAGUAUUUGAUACCGAACAGCAAUUCACGAUUUGUGGUCCAGUCGUACUUCCUAAAGAAGGAGAGGUAGAUGCCUGGGGAGAAAUUGAUGAACACACAAAGUGUGGGGACGUUCUUUAUUGUCGAUUUACCAUCACUGUUGCCUCGACUACUCAAAAACCAACUCAUUUCCUAGAUACGUUCUAUGCUGAGGCAUAUGAAAAACUCUUUUUCCCAGAAUUUUUUAUUACCGAGCAGCCACGUAACUGGAAUGCAAUCGCUUAUCUCCUGCAGUUUGUACAAAAAAAUCCUACGAUUCCCACUCGAAGCGGAAACAAAGCUCUCGCACAAGAUACCAAAAUAAUGCAAGCUUAUGUUAUUUCUGGUACAAUAGCAGAUACAAUGCUGCGCCAAAUGGAUAAUGCUUUAAAAUCCGCAAAAGGAAAAUCAGCUAUCAAGGAGUUUUGGAAAAACUCUGCUUCUAUUGCUUCAACUUCUAUUAGCUAUGAAACAUCCAAGUAUCGAUUACAUGGACAAAUGGCCGAAGAGAUUGUCAAUAAUGAUGACACUGAAAACACUCCUAACAGUGGUGAAGAAAAAGAAGACGAAAAAGAAGACAACAAAGAAAUCGACGAUAUCUGGGAAUCCUGGAAAAUGCUAUUGAAAACAAUAAGGAGAUCCACUGUUUUGUCGGCUUUAAGUAAACAAGUUCUUCGCAGACCCGUACUCCCUGUAAUUUUUUUCCGAGAACUAAACAAUCAAGUUCUAAAUAUCACAAUGCAACUAGUUGAUUGUGCUCUCAAACCGGUGUUAUAUGACGCACUCAAUACAUCACGUGCUUGGGCAAUAGCCAUUUUGGCAGGACAGCCUGGACAGCCUGGAAAUAUUUUACGACACUUUAGUCACGAGUUUAGACAGAUGACUCAGAUUUAUGAGGACUAA
Messenger RNA from Phycomyces blakesleeanus NRRL 1555(-), 963 nucleotides. RefSeq lists its product as hypothetical. The record is from RefSeq and is a predicted model, not a curated record. The transcript has 11 exons. Bases 1 to 963 code for a protein of 320 amino acids. NCBI's taxonomy places the organism in Eukaryota, Fungi, Mucoromycota, Mucoromycetes, Mucorales, Phycomycetaceae.